GCUAUAAAAUAAUGGCAAAUACACAAGUAAGAAGCAAAGUGGUUACUGCUUUUAAAAUAAAUGGUUUGUCCCUACGCAGUGAAGCAUCAAAGUUACUUGUUGAAGUUUUAAGUGAGGUAGACCACAAUGAGUUGGAUGGCUGGUUAGAAAGAAUAAUUGAUUGUGUUCAAAAGCAACCCUUAAAAACUUCAUUUGUUGAUCGUGAUGUUGUGGAGAUAGCGAUUAACGAAUGUAAUCAGGAGGGUGAUGAAGAAGGGGACAAGAUAUUCAACAUUGUUGAUGUUUUCAAAUUACCUCGUUUUAUUUAUAAUUCUGAGAGAAAGAAAUUUAUACCAAAUCCUAAUCAAAAGGCGUGUUUGCAUGGAACUUUUGAUGAUAAAAUAAAUAUGUUUGUUGAGAGAUAUAAUAUCUUACAUCAGAGGGCAUUACAUCAUGAUUUGUUUAUGCCAGCAACAGUUGCUGCUACAGGAUCAGGAAAAAGCUCCAAGUUUUCGUUGAAACCAGUGGAACAUCUCUUGGGUUGUUCAGGAAGUCUGGGUGAUAUUAUUGUUCUAGGCAUGCUCGCACAUUUAAAAGAAGGAAAGUAUUUCCUAGAAGAUCCAACUGGAGCAGUGGAAUUGAAUUUAACAAAAGCAGUGUUUCAUUCUGGUUUAUUUACUGAAAAUUGUUUUGUUUUGGCAGAAGGUAGUUACGAUGAUCAAGUUUUUCAUGUCACUGCAUUAGGAUUCCCACCUUGUGAAUCUGCACAAAUGACAAGAUCUUAUUUUGGUAGCAUCAAUUUUUUUGGUGGACCAUCCACAACUUGUGUCGCUUCUUCAGAAAAGUUAAAGAAGAUAGAACAAGAUGAAGAAAAUCAAAAUAAUAUGUUCGUGUUCCUGUCUGAUCUGUGGUUGGACCAACCUAAGGUGCUAAAUAAAUUCAAAGUAUUGCUAAGUGGUUACUCACAGAUGCCACCAGCUUUGUUUGUCAUAUGUGGAAACUUCUUAUCUCAACCUUAUGGAUCAAAACAUUUAUCUGUGUUACGAAAAUGUUUUCAAGAUUUAGGUGAUAUAGUUGCAGAAUUCACAUCAUUAAUCGAGACGAGCCGAUUUGUCUUUAUACCCGGUCCGCAAGACCCUGGUCCUGGGAAUAUCUUACCGCGCCCACCACUAUCGAAAUUGUUAACUGAAGAAAUUCGAGAAAAAAUUCCGUUCGCUCAGUUUGCGACGAACCCAUGCAGAAUUCAAUAUUGUACGCAGGAGAUUGUGAUAUUUCGCGAAGAUAUAAUUAAUAAGAUGUGUCGAAAUAGUAUAUAUUUACCUUCUGAUAUUCAAAAUAUUCCAGAUCACUUUGUCAAGAGUAUUCUCUCGCAAGCUCAUUUGUGUCCGCUACCACUCAACAUAAGACCGACAUAUUGGGCGUUCGAUAACGCGCUGCGUCUGUAUCCUCUGCCAGAUCUGGUUGUGUGCGCAGACAAGUAUGAUGGGUAUAAUAUAACCAACUCUGAUACUAUUUGCAUGAACCCUGGUUCGUUUUCACGUAAUGAAUUUUGUUUUAAAGUUUACUGGCCUGCAAGCAAAGAAGUUGAAGAUUGUAAAAUCAACACGUGAUGAGUAAUUGACAGACAUAUCGCGAGGUUUGGUUAAUUGUAUACUCACGCGCUUCUCGUGUAGCGCGCAUUUGGUGGUGUCAACACUAAGCUGUCAAUCAUUGCGGACCAUUUGAAGAAGAAAAGAGGAUGCAGACCAAAAUAUGAGAACAAUUUUUUGAUGUGUCAGCAGUUUGUAAUGCAAUAUGUAAUUUAUUUAUCUGUAAAAAAACCACUUCAAAAAUAAACUUACAAAACGAUAA
Hydractinia symbiolongicarpus is the source of this 1830-nucleotide messenger RNA. Its product is annotated as DNA polymerase epsilon subunit 2-like. The coding region runs from base 12 to 1589 and encodes 525 amino acids. NCBI's taxonomy places the organism in Eukaryota, Metazoa, Cnidaria, Hydrozoa, Anthoathecata, Hydractiniidae. Gene Ontology annotation, cellular component: epsilon DNA polymerase complex. Gene Ontology annotation, biological process: DNA-templated DNA replication; error-prone translesion synthesis. The transcript is spliced from 20 exons. The record is from RefSeq and is a predicted model, not a curated record. Gene Ontology annotation, molecular function: DNA binding.